AUGAACGGAAUCAUCCAAGCCCCGGCCGAACUCUGGCCGGGGCAAAUGCGAAAUGCCAUCCUGGACCCAGGCACCGCGCGGCUGUUUCACUGGGAGCUUUGUGUUUCGAGCUCCGGACAAUCCGACCUUGAAGCCGCUUGUGUGAGAGAUGGGUCAGCUACUUGCUCUAGCUCGCGCCCCAAGCACCGCGGGGCGGUUUCCAAGCGAGCCGAUCAAAAGGAGAGUCUUAGACGGAGUUGGGGUUGGGUUUCACAGAGAUCGCAUGGGCGGCUGGGCCACGUGUGUGAUCGCAAAGCCCACAGGGUGCGUGGAAGGCAAUCCUUUGUCGAGCAAAUCUCGAGCAGUGCUGGGCAGUGGUUAGGGCGCCUGGUCAUGCGUGUCUCAAUGGCUCAAAGCGGCCUGGCAGUUGAGAAGGCGCCGAUGAAGGGACCAAGCAGCGAGCUGCUGGAGCUGCUGGACGCCAUGUCCAAGGUGCGCAUGGCGCGCCACAUCUUGGCCUUGGUGGGCAAAAAGGAUUUCAAGGACGAUGUGGAAGAGGUGCAGCAGGUUAUGGCUGCCAGGAGGUCUCGUGAGGCUCUUGCCUCCACAGCAACACCAUCCCCAAGAGUCGGGCCGUUGCCCUGUCUCUUGGGUCGACAGCGCGUCGCCGGGCUCGACCACAAAAGUGGCCCAGAGUGCCCCAUCGCUGAGUGCGCCGACAGCCGCAAGCGCCGGAAGCGAGGCAACCGCCGCCAGAGAGGUGGCCGCCGCCGGCAGGCGUAG
Effrenium voratum is the source of this 762-nucleotide messenger RNA. Lineage: Eukaryota; Dinophyceae; Suessiales; Symbiodiniaceae. The record is from the annotation of a GenBank genome assembly.